Molecule: messenger RNA, 453 nt
Organism: Rosa rugosa (rugosa rose)
Lineage: Eukaryota; Viridiplantae; Streptophyta; Magnoliopsida; Rosales; Rosaceae
Product: non-specific lipid transfer protein GPI-anchored 9-like
Exons: 1
Coding region: 1-453 (150 amino acids)
Source: RefSeq, a predicted model, not a curated record
AUGGCUAAUUCAAAGCAAUAUUUGUUUCUGAUUAUCUUGGCUUCAUGGGCGGCUGUCGGUUUAGGGUCUAUUCAGUCCAUGGCAUGCAUGCAGAAACUCAUGCCUUGUCAAUCAUAUUUUAAGAAACUGGACAAUGUUCCUGAUACGUGUUGUACGCCGAUGAAGAAUAUGCUAUCGGAGACGGCGGAUGAUAAGAACUGCAUUUGCGGGGUCUUUGGCAACCCCAUCAUGUUGAAGAACCUGAAUAUAACCCAGGAUGAUACCAUGAAGCUUGCAAAAGCUUGUGGCUUGAAGGCUGACAUUUCAAAAUGCGACAAGAAGGAAAAGGAUACUGCAUCGCCAUCGUCAUCACCAAGUCCAUCACCAUCAGCUUCUAAUGCAGCCUCUCGUUUCAGCAAAUCUGGUUUCACAGCCUCUUUCAUUGCAACUCUAAUUUUUUCAGCAGCAUUUUAA